AUGGUCGAGUUCGUGGUUCUACGGGACUCCACUACCUACAACAUCAUCCUGGGGAGGAAAAUGAUUAACGAUGUUGAGGCGGUAAUCAACACGAAGCUGCUGGUUAUGAAGUUCGUUGCUGAUGACGGAUCUGUAGGAUCCAUAAGAGGAGAUCUGGAAACGGCAGUCGCUUGCGACAACGCCAGCCUCUCCUUGAGGAAGAAGUCUAAAGAAGCGUCUGGAGUGUUUCUUGCUGACUUAGACGCCAGAGUUGACGAUAAGCCAAGACCAGAACCAGAGGGGGACUUAGAAAAGUUCAGGGUCGGUGACACGGAGGAAAAGUUCACUCAUAUGACAUCACUUGGCCGUCAAGCCGGACACCCGUCCAGUGGCCCAAAGGAGAAGGAAGAUGUCCCAGGAGAGAGCAGAGGAGGUGGCCAGGUAGACGGCCAGCCUCCUAGAAGCAGGUUUUAUACGAGAACUAGACUACUCGACCUGGCUGUCAAAUGUAGUUCUGGUAAAGAAGCACAGUGGCAAAUGGAGAAUGUGCGUGGACUAUUCCGACCUCAACAAAGCAUGCCCCAAGGACUGUUUUCCCUUCCCAACAUAGAUGCGCUCGUCGAUGCGGCGGUGGGGUACCGGUAUCUGAGCUUCAUGGACGCCUAUUCCGGCUACAAUCAAAUACCGAUGCACCAACCCGACGAGGACAAAACAGCAUUCAUAACACCCGGGGGAACCUAUUGCUACAAGGUGAUGCCAUUCGGCCUGAAAAAUGCAAGGGCAACAUAUCAAAGGCUGAUGAACAAAAUAUUUGGCAGCCUUAUAGGCAAGACAGUAGAAGUCUACGUGGACAACAACCUCGCAAAGACUACACAGCCUGACGACCUCCUGAGCUACUGGUGGACGAAAUUGUGA
This is a messenger RNA of Arachis duranensis, 894 nucleotides long. RefSeq lists its product as uncharacterized. The record is from RefSeq and is a predicted model, not a curated record. The coding region runs from base 1 to 894 and encodes 297 amino acids. NCBI's taxonomy places the organism in Eukaryota, Viridiplantae, Streptophyta, Magnoliopsida, Fabales, Fabaceae. The transcript has 2 exons.